UCUCUCUCAAAAAUCAGGAAAUAACUUGAGAUUUAAGCUUAAGAUGGCAACCGAGAAAGGGAAGAAGACGGUGUUAAAGUUCGACUCAGAAGAAGAUGUAUCAAAUGCCCUCGCGAAAUACACUGCUGAUUUGUCCGAUAAAUUCAUCAAAGAAAAAGGUUCUUUCACUGUUGUUCUCUCUGGAGGUUCUCUUAUCGACACCAUGAGGAAAUUGGUGGAACCACCGUAUAAAGACUCAGUUGAUUGGUCAAAAUGGUGGAUUUUUUGGGUGGACGAGAGGGUUGUUCCUUUGGAUCACGAUGACAGCAAUUAUAAACUUGCUUGGGAUGGUUUUCUUUCUAAGGUUCCGAUCCCCUCUUCUAACACUAAUGCGAUCAAUGACAAGGAGUCACCUGAGGGUGCAGCUAUUGAUUAUGAGGCCCGUCUGAAACAAUUGGUCUGUUGA
Messenger RNA from Lycium barbarum (goji berry), 445 nucleotides. Its product is annotated as probable 6-phosphogluconolactonase 4, chloroplastic. NCBI's taxonomy places the organism in Eukaryota, Viridiplantae, Streptophyta, Magnoliopsida, Solanales, Solanaceae. Gene Ontology annotation, biological process: carbohydrate metabolic process. The transcript has a single exon. The record is from RefSeq and is a predicted model, not a curated record. The coding region runs from base 44 to 445 and encodes 133 amino acids.